This is a messenger RNA of Zootermopsis nevadensis, 5752 nucleotides long. RefSeq names its product serine/threonine-protein kinase GA29083. The record is from RefSeq and is a predicted model, not a curated record. Gene Ontology annotation, molecular function: ATP binding; protein kinase activity. Gene Ontology annotation, biological process: intracellular signal transduction; protein phosphorylation. Lineage: Eukaryota; Metazoa; Arthropoda; Insecta; Blattodea; Termopsidae.
UUUCUGUAUAAUGGGUGUGAUGUUUACUGUAUUUACUGAAAGUUUGACAAUAAUGUUGUGAUGUUUUAAUGCAGAGUUUGUAGGUGUGUACGUGUGAACAAUGUGCAAUAUAACAGGCUUGCUAAUUUAAGCCUGCAAAUGGGAAUCAUACAAAGGUUAUCAGAUUAUUGCCGUUUGUGAUAAAUACAGAUUUCGUUGAGAUGUCAAGAAUGAUUGGAGAAGAACCACGUAGCCGUAGUGCCUCAUCAGCUUCCACCUUCUCAUCCUCUUUACCAGCAGAUGAAAAUCUUAAUGGACGCCUUGGGGAUUUUACAUCUCGUCAUUGUUCAGCAUUACGGACACCACCAGCUCGGAAAGCUAAACGUAUCCGCUUCUACAGGAAUGGUGAUCGGUUUUAUAAGGGAGUAAUGAUGGCUGUGACUCCUGAAAGGUAUCGUUCAUUUGACAGCCUAGUAGCAGAUCUGACACGUGCUCUUGUUGAAAAUGUGAAUCUUCCCAGUGGUGUACGGACGCUGUUUACAAUGGAUGGUCAGAAAGUGGGUGGUCUUGAUGAAUUGGAAGACGGUAAAUGUUACGUAUGCUCGGGUCUUGGUGAAUCUUUCAAGAGGGUGGAUUACUCAGCCAGCAGGACACAAACUGGAAAACUGAAGCAUCGUAAAUCACUUCCAUCAAUGCAUCAACCUUCUGAAACAACUCACUCGCCUACAUCUCGUACAAGUUUAUCUGAUGUCAUCCGUCCUCGAUUAAUCACAUUAAUAAGGAAUGGAACAAGACCACGAAAGGUUGUACGAUUGUUGCUCAACAAGAGGAAUGCUCCUUCCCUUGAUCAUGCAUUCUCCAGCAUCACAGAAGCAGUGAAGCUUGACACUGGAGCUGUGCGGAAAGUUUUCACUUUGUCUGGUGCACAGGUAACACAGUUAGAAGAAUUCUUUGGGAGUGCAGAUGUGUUUUUUGCAUAUGGAAAUGAGAGGUAUUCCAGAGAAGACUUUGAUUUGGAUGUCGAAGAGUAUAAAGCAAUUCAGUUACACAGUAAAAGUUUCCGUAACAUCCCAUGGAUGCCAAAUACUUCAUCUAAGUCUGGACAACGAUUGAUGGGUUCUCAGGAAAGAGUUGAUUUGAGAAUACCAGCAAACAUGCCAAAGAUGCCUGUGAAGACAAAGACUUCUCAGUAUUCUGGUUUGAAAGAACCACAUGAAAACACCUCUGCUAUACCUCCAUCAAUUAGACUCAAGUAUCAGGUGGGAAAGGUAAUUGGAGAUGGAAACUUUGCUGUUGUGAGGCAAUGUAUAGACAGGUCAACAGGAGCAGAGUAUGCUUUGAAAAUAAUUGACAAGUCAAAAUGUCAUGGAAAGGAACACAUGAUUGAAAGUGAGGUCUCCAUCUUGAGGCGGGUUCACCAUCCAAACAUAAUACAGCUUGUUGCAGAGUAUGAUACACACUCAGAGUUAUAUCUAGUCAUGGAACUAGUCAAGGGAGGGGACUUGUUUGAUGCCAUAGCAUCAGCUACAAAGUUCUCAGAGAAGGAAGCUAGUAUGAUGAUACGAAACUUGGCUUCUGCAUUGUUCUAUUUACACAGUUUGGAUGUUGUUCACCGUGAUAUUAAGCCUGAAAAUUUGCUGGUUCAAAUUGAUAGGCAUGGCACCAGAUUAUUGAAACUUGGGGACUUUGGACUUGCUCAAGUGGUAACAGAAUCUCUUUAUACUGUGUGUGGGACUCCAACAUAUGUUGCUCCUGAGAUCUUGGCUGAGACUGGAUAUGGUCUUAAGAUUGAUGUAUGGGCAGCUGGUGUUAUCUUGUACAUUCUGCUAUGUGGCUUCCCACCAUUUGUGAGUACAAACAGUGACCAAGAGGAACUGUUUGAUCGCAUUCUGACUGGCCACUAUGAGUUCAGUUCACCAUACUGGGAUGAGGUUUCAUUAUCUGCCAAAGAUUUAAUAGCUCACAUGCUGCAAGUUCAGCCAGAGCUCAGGUUCUCUGCAGAAGAUGUGCUAGAUCACCUGUGGCUUGCUGAGGCAGGUGGAGUAGAACAAUUGAAAGUCUAUCGUACAACGAACUUUCACAUCUCUCCUCGGGUUUCCUAUGCUCAUUCAUCAGACUAUGCUCACAGCGUGGACAUCAGACACAGUGGAACAAAACCCAAAAGCUGGGAUAUUUAGUGAACACCUGGGAAUAGGGCUGUCUCAAUCCCUGCUGCCAUAUGUGAUGUCAGAGACUGCUACUUCAUGAAAUUAAAUUCUUGGCUAAACAGGCAUGAGAAAGAUCAGUAUUUUGAAUAAAAUGUUUUCUGGAACAUUUCCAAAUAGUGGGCUGGUCAGUAUGUGUGCUCUAUUGAAAACACGAAAUUGAACAGUGCUUCCAAAUUUAUAAUCCUCUAAAUGAAUUGCCUGGUAAUAAAUAUCAAAAUUAUACAAAUUAUGAAAGAGUAUGCACCUGAAAUGGUGCCCAUGAACAUGUAAUUGAAAUUUCAUCCACAUAAUUGACUAACACGUUAAACUGAAAAGAGUACCCCCCUUCCCCAAAGUACAAUGUAGAUUAUAAUUUAUUUUUAAUGUUAUGAUCAUCACUGUCAACAAAAUGACUGACUUACAGAAGACUAAAUUUUUAUGUUUAUUUGGUUUCACAAAUGUGCAUUUUUAGUGUUCGUACACUCAAAACGUAGCUGUCUAUCUCUGUGUAGAGAAGCAUCAGCAUUAUGCCGUUCUGGCAUGGUAUAGUCCCACUGUUUUAUGUUGUUAGACCAAAUAUCUCUGAUUAUGUAAAAAUGUUGAUAUGCCCUUCUGGUGUGAUGCCCUCAUCUUCAUUCUUUAACUUAGAAAGUAGGUAAAAUAACUCUGUUUUUUGUGGGGAAAGACAGAAAUAAAUUCUCAUCCAACUGCCAUCACUUCAUACAACCUUUCCUGCUUGCCUUACUUCGUACACCAUUAUAUAAUAUUUGGAAGAUGACUUCUGGUGUCCUUAUAUUGAACUACACAUUAACACUGUUCUUAAGUCUAUAAACCACUAAAGUAUCAGAUAAAAGAAUAGUAUUUUUAUGUUUUAGUGGUUUUAUGAAUUUAAAAACUGUGUUUAUACUAUUUGCAUUAAUAGGGCAAUGACUUAUUUCUGAGGAAAUGUUUGUGUUGAACUUGAUGAAGAUUAAAUUUUAAUUGAAACAUAAAGUUUAAAAUAAGGAAACCAGUAGUUUGCUUCUAGAUAAAAUAUAAUGGUGAAAGAAGUGAGACAAACUGGAAGAGGUUCUGUGAAGUGACAGCAGUUGCAUGAGGUUGAAUGUUUAACAAAGCAAAAUGCUGUAUUACAAGACAGUAAGUCAGGGCAAUAAUGUGUUGCAAUAAAACUUUCAAGAGUGACAUUUCAUUAUUAUUUGUAAUAAAUAUGGCAUGUUUGGGCACUUGACCUAUUUAGCAGUUACUUUUUACUGUACGCUGGCAAAACCUUAACUAUUCCAAGCAUAUUUUAUGUACCAUACCAGUAUUAAGAAUGUGUUUAUUCUUUCUGUCCACAUGAUGUAACUCAACUAGUGGACAGAUUUUGAUGAAAUUUGAUAUGGACAUUAAGCCUUUGGGGUCUAUCCUAAAAUCAUACUUUUAUUUUCUUAUAAUUGGUAGUGCCAGCAUGGUGGACAAACAAACUUGUGUAGUGGGAUCAGAUAAUAUAGGGUCAUACAGUGAUGUAUGGUAAUACACCUUCAAAAGAUACAGAACUUAGAUACACUAAUUUUGUACAAUGUAAAACAAGAACAUGGUGUCUGCACAAAACAAAAAAUAAAAAUUGCAUUCAACAGGAUUCAGUCCCACAGAGCUAAGUCGCAUUGUGCAAUGAUGUUGAAAUAUGUUACAUAGAGAAGACAUUGAGAACACAUUAUUUGAACUGUUUGAAAAAACACUGAAUGCAAAAAAUCUCUGAGCCUAAGUUACACUGUCACAGUAAGAGUGGAAGGGAAAAUGCAAAGGGCAAAGGGGAGCAAGACAGCUAUGCACUAUCACUUGGCUGGCUGGCCAACUCGUGUGUGUAUUUGUAAUGGUGAACAAAGCUUGGAGGUAUCUUGCUACUGCUGAAAAGUUGUAUAAGAAAGAUAACGGGCAUUAUCUUUCAUUAAUAAUUGCUUUUUAAAUACUAGCAGGUUGAGACUUUUCAACAUUUUUUGUUGUUAUACAUUGCAUUUAUUGAUCACAUUGUAGUACAAAGUCAAGGCCCUCUGAAUCUAUGCUGUUUUGUCAAUAGUCAGAUUCCAAUAAACAGUUGAAUCAAUAGAGAACAGAGAAAACAAUGUUUAUAAUGUAUGUUCAUGUGUUUGGGUGAAAAUUAUGAAAAGUAUCGACAUUACGAGUCACUUGUUUCUUUAUUAAUAAGAAGAGAAGUAGGUAAGAGUCAACGAAUACAUCUUACAUGAUGAUACGCUUAUGUGGAUGAUAUCAAUGGCAAUGCUUUCGUAGUAUUAAUAUUUUUUUAUUUCACCAUGGAACAUUCAGAGUUACGAAUUUGCAAAGAAUGCAUGUUGGAACUGUGUGUAUUCUGAUACUUAUUACACUUUUCCAGUCUUGUUACAUCUCUGUCUUUGACAGUUUUAUCUUGUGAUUAUUUAUUAAUAAACCAUUACUGUCUUGUUAGUCCACAAAUCAGAAAUUAUAAAUGUGAUGAAACCCAUUGUUUCAUGAAAGUGCCUCCUGAAACUUCACUGAUUUAAGUUGACUACUAAUACCAAGGUCACAAAUGCACUUAGUUUGUAGACUGUAAUGUUUUCAGGUUUUAUUAAGAAGUGUAGAAGAAUUCCAUUUCUGAUAUGUAAUGAGUUUUAAUUCUGAUAUUUUGUCUAAGCAAGAACUGUAUUCUGGUAGAAGUGAAAAACUGUAUGUAGUAUGAAUGCUGGAGAUUAUUUAUCAUUGGUAUUGAUACUGAAGGAUUGAUUUAUUGGCAUAAUUUAUUGUUCCUGAAGAUAGGUGCAUUAUUAAUAAAUAAAUUAUUUUUAUUUGUGAUUGUAAAUAUGUAGGUGUCCAGCAUAUAUUGUAAAGAAAUCAAAUAAGUAUAAUAAUAUACAAUAGACUGCUUUAUAUAACUAUUAACUUGAAAAUGCAGCAAAACUAUUAAACUAAACUUAUUUCAGUAUUGAAUUUGUUGCUCUGGGCUUUAUUCAUAUGGAAGUUUGUAGUAUGGUCUCUGAUGGAGAGAUGUAGCUAAACACUGCUUUUCUUGUGCCCAAGUUACACAAACUGGAUAGCAUGCUUUAUCAUUGCUAUGAACUUGGCCCAACCUCACGAUUGUGUUGACGAGUUGAAUCAGAGAAAUGCAUGUUUUAUAAUGUCAUGUAUUGACAUUCAUUAAUUAUCCAUGUAGUAAUGGUGUCAUUCUGUUUUAUGCCUUAUGAUUAGGUUUAGAUUUUUCCUACAAUUUUAUUCAAGUUGACACUGUGUCAAAUGCAUUUUAAUAAUUUUUUUACACUUAAGGACUUGUAAUCUUUUCAACUUGGGCAAAAUUUUUAUUCUUUCAAAUUUUUUAUUCAUUUAAAAGUGAGUCCUUUAAAACAAUUUUUCAUUUUUGUACAUGAUUUGUACUAAGCAUAUCAGAAUUUUAAACAUAAUUUGUAAUGGAUUUGUUGUCCACUUUCACUCAAAUAUGGUAAAACCGUGUAAUACGUAGAUAACACCCGAGUAUAAGAAAUUUAGAUAUCUUUAAGCCAUGUUGGAGUUUUACCAUAAAUAUUUCAGAUUGUUGUCAGUUGUAUAUGACACAAAUAAUAAUCAGUGCUGUACAUCAA